Messenger RNA from Paramecium sonneborni, 700 nucleotides. Lineage: Eukaryota; Ciliophora; Oligohymenophorea; Peniculida; Parameciidae. The record is from the annotation of a GenBank genome assembly.
AUGAACAUUUGUCCUAUUCGAUAUACACCAUAUUUGAAUAAUUCAAGAAGACGAUAAAGAAUAAUAGAUCCUAAUAGAGCUAAGAGUUCUUAAGGGAUUAGAUUAAAUAGUUCUAGUCAAUAGAGAUGUUGUACAUAAUAAAGUCCUAACAGAACUCCUAGUUAAUGUGAAUUGCAGCAAUUAGAAGUAUAAUGAGAUUUGUUUAGAAUGAUAGAUUUAAUAAUAGGCUGGGCCAAUUGCACAGGUAUUAGUUAAUUUGAGUGAGUCUAGAAUUACUAAUAGUUAUUUCUUUCAACAUAGAUUAAAAGAAGUCCUUCGUUUCGUUUAAAGAAUUAUCAUGCAGCAGAAAUAACAUCAAGUAGUUAAUCUACUUCAUAGUAAAAGAGAUAGAAUGUAAUAUUGAAUGGAAAGUAUUGAAUGCGAUAAUAUAAUUAAUAGGAAAAGUAAGGAGGAAAGAAUAAGUAGAAUAAAUUUCUUAGGUGAUUUAUUAUAACAAAUGGAGUAAAAUGGAUAAUAAACAAAGUAAUCUUUAUCUACAGAAAUGACUACAGUUCCAAAACCAAAAUUUGAGUUGUUAAAUACAAGAACAUUAACUGAAUAUGAAUAGAAUAUUGAAGAAUUGCAUUUCUAUUUAGUGGACUCCUAAUAAAGAACAAAACAAUAUGCUUAAGUUAUUGAGAAACAGAAAAUAAAUAAUUGA